Molecule: messenger RNA, 969 nt
Organism: Volvox carteri f. nagariensis
Lineage: Eukaryota; Viridiplantae; Chlorophyta; Chlorophyceae; Chlamydomonadales; Volvocaceae
Exons: 1
Coding region: 1-969 (322 amino acids)
Molecular function (GO): phosphatidylcholine lysophospholipase A1 activity
Source: RefSeq, a predicted model, not a curated record
AUGUCUGAUAAGCCUGUUGUGCUAUGCCUUGGUGACUCCCAUACCUUAGGGGUGUGCGGGGCACCUUGGGUCCCAGGCCUCGCUGCAGCUCUUCCCAGGCUUCGAUACGUCAACACAGGCGUCAACGGUACUCAAGCAAAAAAUGUUCACUCACGUCUUGAGAAGCUGAUCCUUGGCGUGCGGGGAAAGUUGGCCGGGGUAACGCUCCUCAUCGGGACCAACGACUGCCUGCUCGCGCUGGCACAAGAAACCAACGACUUUUGGGGUCAGCAGCAUUACAUGUUAAACAACGGAUACACAGGUCCUGCCAAUGUCGAUACCUUUAGGAAGCAAUAUCGCGAGCUAACUGCCGACAUUGCGGAGCGUCUCCGACAGCGCGCGGCGGCCUCCGGCUCUGGCUCCGAGCCCAUAAAGCUGAUGAUAGUAACACUCCCCCCCAUAGGCGAAGCGCUGGAUGAUAAGGCCAACAAACGAGUGGAUGAGUACAAUACCGUUAUCCGUGAAGCGACGGCCGAGCUACAGCUGCAGCAGCAGGCGUUGGACACUGCCGAUGGCCUUCGUAUUAUACUUCUGGACCUGAGCGCGGCAUGCAAGGCCGCCAUCGAACGGGCUUUCGGAAAGGCCGCAGGCGAUGACGACGGCGGCAGCAGCGACGCCACCGGGGCUGUAGCAGCAGCGUUGCCGCCGCAACCACAACCGCUGAGGCUGCCGUCGCCUCAUUGGCGGGUUGGGCUUGGCGUCGCUACCUGCAUGGUGCGUCGCUAUGUUUUCGGUAUCAGCUACGAGCAACAGAGCAGACAGGCGGGCACCGUAGUUUUGGCGCCCGACUGCAUCCACCUAAACGAGACGGGCGCUCGGCUUCUGAUAGAUCUUGUGGAGGGACAGCUUCGGGCGCCAGCUGAUGAAACUGGACCUGGACCUGGCUCGAACCCUGCUGCUGGCACUAGGCCUGGCGCAGUGGGCGGCUAA